Molecule: messenger RNA, 1181 nt
Organism: Passer domesticus (house sparrow)
Lineage: Eukaryota; Metazoa; Chordata; Aves; Passeriformes; Passeridae
Gene: ZRANB2
Product: zinc finger RANBP2-type containing 2
Exons: 10
Coding region: 98-1102 (334 amino acids)
Biological process (GO): RNA processing
Molecular function (GO): lipopolysaccharide binding; RNA binding
Source: RefSeq, a predicted model, not a curated record
GCGGCGGGGCGCAGGCGCGCGGCGGGCAGCCCGCGCGGCGCAGGGCCCGGGUCCUGCGUGCGGCGGCGGCGCUCGGCCCGGCCCGGCUCGGCCCGAGAUGGCGACCAAGAACUUCCGCGUCAGCGACGGCGACUGGAUCUGCCCCGACAAGAAGUGCGGGAACGUGAACUUCGCCAGGAGGACGAGCUGUAACAGAUGCGGCAGAGAGAAGACCACGGAGGCCAAGAUGAUGAAGGCGGGGGGCACGGAGAUCGGGAAGACGCUGGCCGAGAAGAGCCGGGGGCUGUUCAGCGCCAACGACUGGCAGUGCAAAACCUGUGGCAAUGUGAACUGGGCGCGGCGCUCGGAGUGCAACAUGUGCAACACCCCCAAGUACGCCAAGCUGGAGGAGAGGACAGGCUAUGGAGGAGGAUUCAAUGAACGGGAGAACGUGGAAUACAUAGAGCGGGAGGAGUCCGACGGGGAGUAUGAUGAGUUUGGGCGCAAAAAGAAAAAGUACCGGGGGAAGCCAGUGGGUCCUGCCUCCAUCCUGAAGGAAGUGGAAGAUAAGGAAUCUGAGGGGGAGGAUGAGGAGGAUGAGGAUGAAGAUCUCUCCAAGUAUAAAUUGGAUGAGGACGAGGAUGAGGAUGAUGCUGACCUGUCCAAGUACAACCUGGAUGCCAGUGAGGAGGAGGACACCAACAAGAAGAAGAAGCCGCCGAGGCGCAGCCGCUCCAAGUCCCGCUCCUCCCACUCGCGCUCGUCCUCGCGCUCAUCCUCUCACUCGAGCUCAAGGUCUAGGUCCAGGUCCCAUUCCAGGAGUUCUUCCAGUUCCAGAUCGAGAUCCCGCUCCAGCUCCAGGGAACAGUCGCGGUCCCGUGGGUCCAAAUCCAGAUCCAGCUCCAGGUCCUACAGGGGGUCUUCCACCCCAAGGAAAAGAUCUUGCUCCAGCUCUCGCUCCUCGUCUUCCCCCGAGAGAGGCAAGAAGCGAAGCCGCUCUAGAUCCUCUUCCUCUGGUGAUCGCAAAAAAAGGCGCUCGAGAUCACGGUCACCCGAAAGACGCCGCAGAUCUUCCUCCGGAUCCUCCCAUUCUGGUUCCCGUACAAGUUCUAAAAAGAAAUAAUGUGUAAAAGCUCACACUUACAAAAACCCACCAAAAUUCCAGUCAGUGCAUGAGACAUUUUUAAGAAGUUGGUGUCUUA